Molecule: messenger RNA, 1842 nt
Organism: Xyrauchen texanus (razorback sucker)
Lineage: Eukaryota; Metazoa; Chordata; Actinopteri; Cypriniformes; Catostomidae
Exons: 5
Coding region: 163-978 (271 amino acids)
Source: RefSeq, a predicted model, not a curated record
UUUAGCAACUUUUAGCAACAAAUCGACCUGCCUUUAACAACUUCCGCUGAAACUUAGUUGGCAACACUGAUCUGCUGUUUAUUGAAGUCAACAGUCAGUGGAUGUGUGUGCGGUUCAGAAACAUUUACAGAGAAACAGAUUAAUCAUAAACUCUCCAUCAAUAUGAAGAAUCAUUAUUUAUCGUUCUUACUCUUAUUACUCGUGGAGGGUGUGUUCAGUGACGUGAUGAUGUCAGUGAUGGAGGGAGAUUCUGUCACUCUACAGAUUGAUGUUACUGAGAUUCAGGGAGCUGAGACACUGAUGUGGACGUUUAAUGGUCAAAGUGAUUUCAUAGCAAAGAUUGACAGAGAAUAUAAUAAGAUUAUCACAGUACCCCCGAAAAAUGUUGAAAGAUUCAAGAACAGACUGCAGGUGGAUCAGAUCGGAUCUCUCAACAUCACAAACAUCAGAACCGAAGACUCUGGACUUUAUACACUAGGGAUCAAUAGCAGUGUUGGGAUUCCAUACAAGAACUUCAGAGUUACUGUCAAUCGUGUGUCUGAUGUUGAGACAAAGCCUGUAAUAAAGGGAGAAUCUGUCACUCUACAGACUGAUCUUACUGGAUUACAGACGGAUGAUGUGCUGCAGUGGAGUUAUUUUACACCAGAAGAAACUCAUAUAGCAGGACUCACUAUAGAGACUGAAAACAAGAACAUUACAUUACCUAAUGUUUCUAAGAUAUUCAAUGACAGACUGAAUGUGGACAGUAAAACUGGAAAUCUCAUCAUCAGUGACGUCACAACUGAACAUUCUGGACUUUAUAAAUUAGAGAUCAACACAUCACAGACCAAACCAAAGAUCUUCAGAGUUACUGUUAUUGCAGUUCCGUCUUCAUCUGUUCCAGCUGCAGGUCCGUCUCCAGCUGCUGUAGCAGGAAUAUGUGCUGCUGCUUAUGUUGCUGUUCAGAUGCUCAAUUCACUAUCACCACAGCAUCUAUAAAACAAAAAGCAACUGAUAAAGGUGCAGGUGAGGAGAAGAUGCACAUGGCCGCCUGAAUUCAGGACACUAAACAGCCACAGUAUUUAAUCAAUGUAACGAUAUAAACAUGAGCUUUGUUUGAAACUAACACUUCAGCUGAGAAAUUAACAAGACUGAAGAGCUUCAAUUGAUUUGGAAUAAAUUAGAAAAGUUUGUGCUUUCAUUCAUUAUAAAGCUGCUAAAUGAUAAUUACAAAUAUAAUUAAUGCUAAAUAAAUAUAUAAUCAGAAUCAGCUUUAUUGCCAAGUAUGCUUACACAUACAAGGAAUUUGUAUAAGGGAUAGAUUUCAUAAAUAUCGGCCAGUGUUUAUUCCAGUGUAUUGUGAAAUGCUCGAAUCUCAACCAUUCCAGUUUUAUACAUUCAGUCAUUCUUUUACAUUGUCAUUAUUUUGUACUUUGUGUCUCAUUUUUCUCCUAUAUCAUUUUAUUGUGUUUUUUACAUACAGUAUAUCACGCUUCAUAUAUAUUACAGCUUAAUACUUGCCUACCAAAAAAAUAUAACUUCCAUUCUUUAAAGAUAAGUUUCCAAAUGAUCAUUCCAUUGAAUACUUUUAGUCAUUGUUGCUUUUUCAUUUGUUUUGAAUCAUUUUUAUUUAGGUUUUAACAUAUAUCAUGUUUCAUAUAUUUUAAGCUUCGUGCUUGCCACUUGAAAAAAAGCUAACUUUACGUUUUUGCAGAUGACCAUCACUCCAUUUCUUUUAAUCAUUAUUAUAUUUUUAUUUGUGGUUAUUUUCAACAUUGUGUCUCAUUUUAAUAUUGUGAGAUUUGAUUCUCUUUUUUAUUUUUCUAUAUUUGAUAGCAUAUAUUAUACUUAAUUUUUAGCCAC